GCAAUCUCCAAGACUCCAACCCGUUCCCCCCUCUGUGGAUAGGAUUCACCAAAUCAACACCUGACAAGGAAAUGAGGUUGCACUGGCAUCCAUGAGCCAACUAAAACAAUCCAACGAUGGUUUCACGACGCCUUUGGUGGUCUUGGCCGGUGGGACAUUGCCAAUAUUGUUCUUGUUGAUCAGGGAGGGGGGUCAUGGAGCGCAGCGGCCGCAAUUUCGGCGUCCUUCAGACUGCGCGUUAGCUUACCGGAUUUCUGGAUCGCCUGCGGCCCAAGCAGGGAACAUGCCUCGAUUCAAUCACGACAUUGCAAUUGGUACAUAACUGCCAAUCAACCGUGCAGUUUUCUCUGAUCGAACCGGAAUUCGACAGUGUGCGGCCCGGCCCCAUUCACAGUCAUGUUGUUUCUCGAGCGGCUUCUGGGCCUUGCUGCCCUCUGCACCACGGUUUUUGCGGUUGAGUUAACGGGCUAUGAGUAUAUCGUUGUUGGCUCCGGCGCCGGUGGUGGGCCACUUGCCGCUCGCCUGGCCCUGGCCGGCCAUAAAACACUCCUGAUUGAAGCCGGCGACGACCAGGGCUCCAACGUCAACUACACGGUGCCCGCUUAUAAUGCCAAGGUAUCCGAAGACGAGAAGCUCGCAUGGAACUUCUUCGUUCGCCACUAUGCCGACGACGAGCGACAGGCGCGCGACUGGAAGACGAGUUACCAAACCCCCGACGGGAGCAUCUACACGGGCCUCAACCCCCCGCCAGGCUCCCGCAUGAUGGGCGUGCUGUAUCCCCGAACCGGCACCCUUGGCGGCUGCACCGCGCACAACGCCCUGAUCGCCGUUUACCCACACCAAUCCGACUUUGAGUAUCUCGCAAACCUGACCGGCGACAGCUCAUGGUCCCCGUCUAACAUGCGCAAAUAUUUCACCCGCCUCGAGAAGAAGCAGUACCUCCCGGGCUUACCAAUCGGCCACGGCCAUGACGGUUGGCUCACCACGGAGCUAACCCCUCUCACCCUCCCGCUCCAGGACCCGCAGCUCCUGGCCUUGAUCACCGGCGGCGCCCUGGCCCUCGGGGACAUCACCAACCAGAUCCUGAAUGUCGGCACGCUGCUGGCCGGCGACCUCAACGCCGCCACCUCGCUUCGCGACCACAGCCCCAACUACUACCAGAUCCCCAUCAGCACCAACCACGGCGCCCGCACCGGCGCGCGCGAGUUCAUCCUCUCCGUCCGCGACGCCCGCAACCCGGACGGGAGCAAAAAGUACCCGCUUGAUGUGCGUCUGAACUGCCACGUCACGCGCGUCGUGUUCGAUCAGACCGUUUCCCCGCCGCGUGCUACUGGGGUGGAAUUCCUCGACGGCGCCCACCUCUACCGCGCCAGCCCGCUCAGCCCCGAGCACAAACUGUACCAGUCCGGGAAGUCGGGUCCGCUCCCCGGCUCGUCCAAGUCCAGGGGCACGCCGGGCUCAGCCACCGCCUCGCGCGAGGUAAUCAUCUCCGGCGGGGCGUACAACACCCCCCAGAUCCUCAAACUCUCCGGCGUCGGCCCUGCCUCCGAACUAGCACACUUCAACAUCCCGCUCAUCGCCGACCUCCCCGGCGUCGGUUCCAACCUGCAAGACCACUACGAAACCUCGGUCACCGCCAAAGCCCCGCUCGACUGGGCCGUGUUCCGCGGGUGCACCUUCCAGUUCAACACCACCUCCGACCCGUGUCUUGACAAAUGGCAGAACCCGGGUUUGUUGGGCGAUCGGGGGACGUAUGUCACCUCGGGAUUGUCGGUGGCCAUGUUGCACAAGUCUACCGUUGCGAGAGAGAAGGGGGAAGGGUUUGACUCGUUUGUGUUUGGCGGUCCGGCGCGGUUCGCCGGGUACUACCCCGGCUAUGCGCGCGACGCAACGGGAGAGCAUGAUUGGUGGACGUGGGCCGUGUUGAAGGCGCAUCCGCGCAACAGGGCGGGGACGGUGAGGUUGCGGUCGGGGGAUCCGUUGGAUCCGCCUGAGGUGGUGUAUAAUUAUUUUGAGGCCCAGGACUCAGACCAGGACCUGCAAGCUAUGUAUGAGGCGGUUGAGUUGGCGCGGCGCGCGCUGAGACGGCAGCCGGUUGAGACGACUGAGGAGUUGCCUGGGGAUAGAGUGGACACGGAGGAGAAGGUCAAGCAGUAUGUGAGGGAUGGCAGCUGGGGGCAUCAUGCUAGCUCGAGCUGCCCGAUUGGGGUGGAUGGGGAUCCAAUGGCGGUGUUGGAUAGCAAGUUUCGGGUGAGGAAGGUGAAGGGGUUGAGGGUGGUGGAUGCGUCGGUCUAUCCGCGCAUCCCGGGCACGUUUACGGCUGUGUCGACAUACAUGGUUGCUGAGAAGGCGGCUGAGGAUAUUUUGAGUGAGGUUUAGGGGAGGGAUUUGCUCUUGUUUGGAUUCUUACUUUGUACAUUGUGAAUUGUUGAUCAGGACGUGGGUGUACUUCGUAUACUCCGUACAUUGGAAUUAAUAGUAGUAAUACAUUGUUGUGAC
This is a messenger RNA of Canariomyces notabilis, 2499 nucleotides long. Its product is annotated as GMC oxidoreductase. Gene Ontology annotation, molecular function: flavin adenine dinucleotide binding; oxidoreductase activity, acting on CH-OH group of donors. The record is from RefSeq and is a predicted model, not a curated record. NCBI's taxonomy places the organism in Eukaryota, Fungi, Ascomycota, Sordariomycetes, Sordariales, Chaetomiaceae. The coding region runs from base 397 to 2379 and encodes 660 amino acids. The transcript has a single exon.